AAUUUGUUCUCCAACAAGUUGUUACAACCACAGGUAUGAACUACUUUUUGACUGGAACUGAAGUCUGGUAUACUGGUAAUGGAUUGAAUAAGAAAGCAACAAUAGUUUCAGUUAAUAAUUCAGUCAAAGGACAAGUUAUUAUCUAAUUAAAGGCUGAAAUUGCUUGGAGAUCAGUCACAAUUAAAGUUACCUCUACUUUAUCGACAACUUAAGCAGGAGGAAGAAGACUUUUGGAAUAAACUACAUAUGAUCCAGUAAGUGGACAAACAGAUCCAAUAGAAUGCAUCAAGGCAGAAGGAGCAGAAACAUGUCCCGACUGUGAUCAAUAAUGUGAUGCUUAAGGUUUUGCUAGUGAUAAUUGCUCGAGCAUGCUCAUCUUCAAACAUCAUAGCAUUUGCUUUCGUGCUAUUGCUUUUAAUAUUGGUUUGAUUUAUUUUUCAUACAAAUUUGUCAUAUAAAAGUAAAUUAAAUAUCAAUCAUAAUUCUCAGUAUACUAAAAGUAAUCCAAAGAUUACUAUUUAUUAAUAAAAUAUUAUUGUUUUGCUCCCUCCUACUCCUACAAUUUUUUUUUCAAUUCCAAGAUCUCUAAAUAUUCAUAUUUGGAAAAAUUUUCAACAAUUUAUAUUUUAUAAACUUAAUUAUGUUGUAAACUAAAUUUCUAUAGUAUAUUCAUCAUUUGA
Messenger RNA from Paramecium tetraurelia, 680 nucleotides. RefSeq lists its product as uncharacterized. NCBI's taxonomy places the organism in Eukaryota, Ciliophora, Oligohymenophorea, Peniculida, Parameciidae. The record is from RefSeq and is a predicted model, not a curated record. The transcript has a single exon.